UUUUGAAUUAGUUGUAUAAUAAUUAAGCUGCUCAAUUUUGACUCAUCAGCUUUACCCUCUGGACGGCCCUGCCUACAAGUGCUUUGUGCUCUCUUUGGGUAGCCAUUCAAAGUUCAUAUUUAUUUCAGAGCAGGGAAAUUCUGAUCAAAUGGAGUCAACUGAUGUUCCAAUGGCUAGUGAAAUGUUCCAAGCUCAGGCUCAUAUCUACAAGCAUGCCUUCAGUUUUGCAAACUCUAUGGUUCUUGGCUGUGCAAUUCAAUUAGGCAUACCAGAUGUAAUUCAUAGUCAUAAGAAGCCAAUGACUCUGUCUGGACUUGUUUCAGAGCUGAAACUUCCUCCUGCAAAAUCAAACGGUAUUCAUCGAUUGAUGCGCCUAUUGGUAUACUCUGGUUUCUUUGCUACUACAAAGUUUCUGGAUGAUAACUUAGAAAAUCAGGAAGGGUAUGUUCUUACAGCUUCUUCUAAGCUGCUUUUGAAGAGUGAGAUCCCAAAUUUGUCACCUUUUGCUAGAGCAAUGGUUGAUCCAGUUAUGGUGAAUCCAUGGCAAUCUUUGGGGGAUUGGUUUCUAGGAAAUGAAACCACCCCAUUUGAGACAGCACAUGGUGCAUCUAUGUGGGAAUUCUGUGACCAAAAUCCAAGAUUCAACAAGGUUUUCAAUGAAGCAAUGGCUAGUGAUUCCCAAAUGAUGAGUUUGGUUGUGAAGGACUGCAAACAAGUUUUCCAAGAGAUGGAUUCCUUGGUUGAUGUUGGAGGUGGUACUGGACUUAUAGCUAAGACUAUUCUGGCUGCAUUUCCUCAUCUAAAAUGCACUGUGUUGGACCUCCCUCAUGUUGUUGCUAACAUGCCAGACACAGAGAAUUUGAAAUACGUAGGAGGUGACAUGUUUCACUCAAUUCCCUCUGCUGAUGCCAUUUUGUUUAAGCAUGUUAUGCAUAAUUGGAGUGAUGAGGAUUGUGUGAAGAUACUAAAGAGAUGUAGAGAAGCUAUCGGGGAUAACGAUGAAGGCAGAAAAGGGAAGGUCCUUAUCAUCGACAUGGUAUUGGAUAGAGAUGAAGAUGAAGCAAACAUGACCGAAGUGAAGCUCAUAUUUGAUGUACUAAUGAUGGUUUUACUCACAGGAAGGCAGAGAACUGAGAAAGAAUGGGAAAAGCUAUUCCUUGAGGCUGGCUUCAUGAACUACAAGAUUACACCUGUCUUUGGCCUAAGGUCCCUCAUUGAAGUUUUUCCUUAAUAUAUUGUGUGAGGUAAGUCUGCGUAAAAUACACCCUUGUGGUGGGCCUUUGUCCGGACCCUGUGCAUCGCGGGAGCUUUAGUGUACCGGGCUGGCUUUUUUUUUUUUUAUAUCGUGUAAGAACUAAAAUAAAUUGAUGAACAAUAAGAGAAAAUGAUCAAAUUUGUAUGUGUACUAUCUGAAAUACACCAUGUUUGCUUUCUGCAAGACUUCCAGUCUAAUUUUGCUCCACUGUUUUGAAAAAAAAUCUCAUUUUUGUCCUCGACGCAAGAGAACUAUAAUUUGAGAGAAAACUUCUUGAGCUAAUAGAAACUGACAAGAACGUUGAAAAGCCAGUGAAAUCUUCAUAGCACAGGCUCAUAUUUACAAACAUGCAUUCGUCUACGCAAAUUCAAUUGCCCUGAAUGGUGCCAUUCAACUAGGCAUACCAGAUAUUAUUCAUAACCACAAAAAAAAUCACUCUUCUGAUGUACUUUCAGCACUCAAGCUUCCCUCAUCAAAAAUCAAUUGGCAUUUUUGGACUAAUGUGUCUGUUGGUGCACAUUCAAUUCUUUGAUAUAAUAAAGCUUGAGAAAACUCAGAAACAGAAGGAUAUGUUUCGACAACUUCUUCAAGGCUGCUUCUUAAGAGUGAAAUCCCAAAUUUGUCACCUUGCAUUCGAGUAAUGGUUCAUUCCUGUCGCUGUAACGCCAUUUGAGAUAGCAACAUCAUUUGAGAUAGCACAGUGGGUGCCUAAGUGGAAUUUUGUGCACAAAACCAAGAUUUGACAGAGUUCUGAAUAAAGGAAUAGCUAGUAAUUCCCAAAUGACGAGAAUAGUUGUGAAAGACCGAGGGGAGAUUUUGAGGGAUUGAACUCAGUUGUUGAUAUCGGAGGAGGCACUGGGAUUAUAGCUAAGACAAUCUUGGAGGCAUUUCCUCACUUGAAAUGCACUGUCCUUGAUCUUUCACAUGUCGUUGCCAAAAUUUGAGAGAAUGAGAAUUUAAGCUAUGUAGGAGGGGAUAUUUUUCAGUCUAUUCCCCAUGUCGAUGCCAGUUUGAUCAAGGUAAGCAGAAGGACUUUAUUUUUGACAUGUUCAUUAUGUAGAUAUGGUUGUCUUAGAUGGGAUGAAUGCUGAUAGGUCACCUCAAGGAUAAUCAUUAGUAGAAGUGAGAUUGUCAGUACAGAACUGUCAAGACAAUUCGAGUUAAAUUAUGUAGAUUGUCAAGACAAUUCAUGCAGGCCUUCCUCCUAGAUACAGAGAUUCUGUGAGGGCAAUAACACCAGAACCUUAAGGCACUUAGACUACAACUCAUUCAUUUUGAGAACGAGCAAUGGAAAGUGAGCAAUGGUGAGUUCCUUCAACUCAGAUUGUUGAAACUACAACUAAUAGAGAGAAUUAAAGAAUGGAGAUGUGUCGAUUAUGAUGCAUUCCCCCAACUUGAACGAUUGGUUUUGCAAGGUUGUCAAUUUCUUAAGGAGAUCCCUUCUUGUUUCGAAGACAUCUCUUCUCUAUUGUCCAUUGAGGUAUGGCGUUGCAACGAAUCUGUCGUCAAAUCAGCCAGAGUUAUCCAAGAAACACAAGUUGAAGAGUACCAGAAUUCUGGCUUUCAGGUCUUAUCCAUGGUGAUUCAGGGCUUUAUUAAGGUACACAACUGAGAGAUUUCAAUCGUCUUUCUCUUUUGAGUUAACGAUCAAACACACAUUAGAGCUGCCACAUUUUCGCGAGUUUCAUAUCUUAACUAUUGGUUGUUACUAGGGGUGGCAAACUUGCGGGUUGAGUCGGAUAUGGGUGGGUUAAAAGUGGGGCUACCCUUGUUCCUAUAUAAUUACACUCCUCACCAACUGCAUAGUAUCUUUGAGGUUAGUUGCAGAAACUUUUGGGUAUAUUGGCGUGAGUUCAAAAUGAUGAUCGAUCACCUGUUUUACAUAUCUAUAACUAAAGAGUAAAUUAACAACCAAUAUCAUGUUGGAUGCUGCAUUUCCUACAGAUUCACCUCGUUGUGUAUGAGUGCUUGCAGUGUGAAGCAUAAGAUUGUGAAAGGCAUUUAGAUGCAAGCAUUUCAUUAAAAAGAAAAUAAAAAGAUAUUACAACAGGCUAUCAAAGCCUUCAUACAGAGAAAUCAAAUGCAGAGAGCAACAUUCAUACCAGAGCAUGUUUGGCUCAACAUUCAAGAUACAAUGUUUGCAAUAUAAGCAUUCCUGAUAAAAGAUUUUUGCGUUGUUCCCUUGGACAUCCAAUCAGUAUGCAACAUGCACUUGCAUUUUGACAAAGAAAUAUGUAAGCCUUUAUAUUCACACCAGGCUCCAAAUCCAGCUCCUCCAACAUAUUCCAUAUCUCGGUCUCAGAAAUAGGCGAAAGGGGUGAAAGCCGGUUAAUAGCACCAGCCAAGUUGUCCAUCCCACCUCUCAACAUAUCAGUCAUGCCUUCAAGAUGAUCAUGUUUAGAUUUUUUAUUUCUUGAAGGUGUUGGUUCUUCUGAAUAGGCAGUAUGUGUAGGCACGUCACUAGGUGCUUGACUUUGGUCGCCCUGUUCAUAUCCCUCCAUGUCUUUCAAUGAGUCAAUAUUUAUAAAACCCAUGUCAUCUAUCUCAUCUAUAGUCAAUGAAUCAGCACUUGAUUUUCUUGGA
Molecule: messenger RNA, 3838 nt
Organism: Capsicum annuum
Lineage: Eukaryota; Viridiplantae; Streptophyta; Magnoliopsida; Solanales; Solanaceae
Product: trans-resveratrol di-O-methyltransferase-like
Exons: 4
Coding region: 149-1231 (360 amino acids)
Biological process (GO): methylation
Molecular function (GO): protein dimerization activity; O-methyltransferase activity; S-adenosylmethionine-dependent methyltransferase activity
Source: RefSeq, a predicted model, not a curated record